AUGGUUGUUCCUCUGGUGUUUCCCGACUUGACCAAAGCCGCGUCUUCGUCGGCGUCCUGUAACAGCUCCAUAUUCUCUAUUCCGUCUUCAACGUCCUCUAUCUCCGGCGAGUCGUCAAACUGGCCCAGCUCUGUGUUUUCUAUGUCUUCUGCGUCCUCCUCGUCUUUGUACGAACGGUCGUCCCCAGACCCCUCGUCGUCAACAAUGAACCGAUCCAGCUCUGCCUUUUCCUGGGUCGAAAUGAUUUCUGGCUCGUCACUAUCGCAAUUGAACGAGUCCUCUACAUCCACCUGA
This is a messenger RNA of Ogataea philodendri, 294 nucleotides long. RefSeq lists its product as uncharacterized. The transcript has 2 exons. Lineage: Eukaryota; Fungi; Ascomycota; Pichiomycetes; Pichiales; Pichiaceae. The coding region runs from base 1 to 294 and encodes 97 amino acids. The record is from RefSeq and is a predicted model, not a curated record.